Chelonia mydas (Green sea turtle) is the source of this 3103-nucleotide messenger RNA. RefSeq names its product putative testis-specific Y-encoded-like protein 3. The coding region runs from base 464 to 2110 and encodes 548 amino acids. Gene Ontology annotation, molecular function: chromatin binding; histone binding. The record is from RefSeq and is a predicted model, not a curated record. The transcript is spliced from 7 exons. NCBI's taxonomy places the organism in Eukaryota, Metazoa, Chordata, Testudines, Cheloniidae. Gene Ontology annotation, cellular component: chromatin; nucleus. Gene Ontology annotation, biological process: nucleosome assembly.
GUCUCCCUUAGAGACACUGCCGAGUGUUCUCUUCCCCCCCCCCGCCCCAUCUCUGGCGGACGCUACCGAAUCCACCGAGCCUGGUUCCGCCGCCUGCCCAUUGGCCGCCGCCGAGAAGGCGCCCGCCGUAUCAGGGUCCGGGUCCCCCACGUGGGGGGCGGGACGAAGACGGAACCCGCGACGAUUGCUGGCGCCGCCGGCCAAUCGCCGCCCGGUUCGCCCCCCCACGUGGGACGGAAGGCUUUUCCCUCCCGCCGUUGGGGGGGCAGCCCUGCUGCUGGCCAAUCAGCGCGGGGAGGGGAGAGAGGAACAGAGGAAGGGGGGAGAGACGCGCGAGGCGCUCGAGUUUGGCAGUUGGUGGCGGCCGUUGCUCCCCUCGCGCCUCUGCCGUUUGAAAACGAGGGUUGAGCCGGAGGGAGGGGGGCUGGCGCGGCCCCGCCCCCGGGCCUGAGCGGACCGAACCAUGAGCGGGAGCGGGGGCGUCCCGCGGACCCCACCCCCCUCCCCGGCCGCCAAGCGCCGCUGCCCGGCCCCGCUGCUGAAGGAGACGGAGGCCGCCCAGGCGCUGACCCAGCUGACGGCCUGGGGGGCCCUGGAAACCGCCGGGCGGCAGGGGGCGCCCGCGGCCGAGGGGGCCCUGGAAACGGCUGCCGCGGGGCUGGCGCCCCCUGCUGGGGAGGGGGGCCUGGAAACCGCCAAGCGGGGCAGCCGAGACACCGCCGGGGGCGGGCGGGGGCGCCUCGGGGCUCUCGCCAACGGGAAGGGGAGCCGAGGGGAGAGGAGCCAGGAGACUGCCGCUGGGCCAGGGAGCCUUGACGCCGCCGCCGCCGAGGGGAAGGGGGUCCUGGAAACCGCCGCCGCCGAGAUGGGGAGCCUCGAAACAGACGCCGCCGAGGGGAAGGGAGUCCUGGAAACCGCCGCCGCCGAGAUGGGGAGCCUCGAGACCGCCGCCGCCGAGGGGAAGGGGGUCCUGGAAACCGCCGCCGCCGAGAUGGGGAGCCUCGAAACCGCCGCCACCGAGGGGAAGGGGGUCCUGGAAACCGACGCCACCGAGAUGGGGAGCCUCAAAACCGACGCCGCCGAGGGGAAGGGGGUGCUGGAAACCGACGCCACCGAGAUGGGGAGCCUCGAAACUGAUGCCGCCGAGGGGAAGGGGGUGCUAGAAACCGACGCCACCAAGAUGGGGAGGCUCGAGACCGCCGCUGACGGGAAGGGAGGCCUGGAAACUGCCGACGGCCGGGAGGGGCGGAGGAAGAGGCGGGCGGAGGAGGAGUGCUCCAUCAUCUCGGUGGGGGAGGAGGAGGAGGAGGAGGAGCCGGGGACGGGGGCGGCGGCGGCCCGGCCGGCCCCGGACACGGAGCAGUACCUGGAGGCGCUGGAGGCGGUGCAGCUGGAGCUGGAGGCGGUGAACGAGCAGGCCGGCUGCGCCUUCCGCAUCCUCAAGGCCAAGUUCGGCCACAUGCGCCGGCCCCACCUCGAGCGCCGCAACCUCAUCAUCCAGAACAUCCCCGGGUUCUGGGUCACCGCCUUUCUCAAUCACCCCCAGUUGUCGGCCGUGAUCAACGACCGGGACGAGGACACCCUGAGCUACAUGACCAACCUGCAGGUGGAGGACUUCACUCACGCCAAGUCAGGGUGCAAGAUCAAGUUCUACUUCAGCGGGAACCCCUACUUCCAGAACGAGGUGAUCGUCAAGGAGUUCCAGCCGGCCUCCUCUGGCAGGCUGGUGUCGCACUCCACCCCCAUCCGCUGGUGGCGGGGCCAGGACCCCCGGGCCCACGGCCGCAAGAGCCCCGAGGUGGGGCGCAGCUUCUUCAGCUGGUUCGGGGACCACAGCUUCCCUGCAGCUGACCGGAUUGCUGAGAUCAUCAAGGAGGACCUCUGGCCAAACCCGCUGCAGUACUAUCUGAUGGGCGAGAACGGGGGCGCCGGGGACGACAGCGGGACGGAGCCCGGGGAUGACUGCGUGGUGAUCGUGGACGACGAGGGGGAGGAGGACGAGGUGCAGGAAAUCAUGGACGAGGAAGAGGAUGGCGAGGAAGGCAGCACGGUGGAGGAGCUGAUGGUGGAGGCGGCCGGCCGGGGCUCGGAGCCGGAGGAAGACGGUUGAUCCCCCGCCCCCCCCCCGCCCCACCAGCACCUGAAGAUGGACCAGGCUCCCCCCCCCACCCCGGCGCCUUCUGCUGGGGCUGGACUCUGUGACUGAGCUUUGCCCCCGGCCCCCCGGCCUGGGGUCGCUUCCCGCUCCGGGCUUGGGGCAAUUCAUCGGAGCCCUUCAGUCAUUGAGGGCGACUGCAGUUCCCAGCCUGGCCAUGGGGGGGCAGCGCUCCCCACUGUGUCGCCGGGGGCAGUCGUCUGUGGGGCCAUGCUGGCGUUGGGGGUCGGCCCAGGGCGCUGGGGGCAGGGUGGGUCAAUACCCCCCCCCCCCCGCCCCGGUGGGUCUGUGGGGCCCUGCCUGGCUUUGGCAGAGGGGCAUUGUGGGUAAAUUCCCCCCCAGUGGCCAGGUGGGGUCCUGCCUGGCCGCGGGAGAGGGGCAUUGUGGGUAAUCCCCCCCCCCCCCCAGUAGCCGGGUGGGGCCUUGCACCCCCAGUGGCCUUUUACUGAGCAGCUCAGGGUCUUGUUCCAUUAAUUGUGCUCAGGGGUCGGCUGUUAACUCCCCCCCCCCCCCCCCCCAGCCUGGGUCCCCCCAGGGCCUGCUGCCAGCCUGAGGGCCCCCCCCACCUCUGCUGCACCCCCCCAGCGCAAUCCCAUCAGCCCCUGGGGCUGGGCACCACUCUCCCCAUCCGCAUGGGGGGCGUUUAUAAAACCAACCCUCCCCCCCCCCCCCCCCGGUGGCAGCUGUGUGAUCUGCCUGUCCGCGGGGGCACCGGGGGGCAGGGUGGGGGGUGCUCUCCCUGGCAGUCAGGCUGGGUGCUGGGGGGCACCCUGGGGCCGGCCCCUCUGAUGUCUUGUAUCCGUGGGUGGAGGCGCUGGGCUGGCUGCCCCCCCAUGGCUGCCCCCCCAUGGCUGCCCUGUGCAACGCUACUGAUGUGCGGGGCAGUGCCCGGCCGGGGGUUGUGCCCGGCCCGCGAAAACAAAGCACUUAAUAGACGGAGAGAUUUCA